AUGGAGGAGAGGGAAGAACAACAGAGGGCAAGACAAAGAGAAGUAAAGGAAUGGAUGGAUUACCAUCAACUACCACUUGAUCUAAAGGAACGCGUUGAUCAUGCUAUCCAGUCUGAAUGGACUGGAAGUGGCAUAGAUGAUGAGACCGUGCUGGAUUCACUCUCUCUGGAACUGAGAUCUGAAAUUCGGAAAUAUUUAUACAUGGAUUCUGUCUGCAAGUUGCCUAAGUUUGCAGAUAUGGAUACUCCAUUAGUUGAGGCAAUUUGCCAACACCUGAAAACAUUCUCUGGUAAAGAAAGCACGUACAUUGUAUAUGAAGGCGAUAUUGUCAAGCAAAUGCUCUUCAUUUUCAGUGGUCAAUUAGAACUCUCUUUCACAGACACGGGAAACUCUAUUUUAUCGAUUCUCGGACCUGGUGAAUGCUGUGGCCAAGAACUAGUAACAUGGGCUUCACAACCCACAACUUCAAUGGACAACCUUCCUCCUUCCACUUGGACCAUCAAAUGCCUCACAGAUGUUGAAGCAUUUGUGCUACAUGCUUAUGACAUGAAGAUUCUCGCUACUCAAUUCGCGCACAAUCAAGAGUUUCAACGUGCUUUCAAGCAGCAUUACCGUUAA
Beta vulgaris subsp. vulgaris (sugar beet) is the source of this 618-nucleotide messenger RNA. RefSeq names its product probable cyclic nucleotide-gated ion channel 16. The record is from RefSeq and is a predicted model, not a curated record. Lineage: Eukaryota; Viridiplantae; Streptophyta; Magnoliopsida; Caryophyllales; Amaranthaceae. The transcript is spliced from 2 exons. The coding region runs from base 1 to 618 and encodes 205 amino acids.